This is a messenger RNA of Neolamprologus brichardi, 1644 nucleotides long. RefSeq names its product prostaglandin I2 (prostacyclin) synthase (gene ptgis). Gene Ontology annotation, molecular function: iron ion binding; heme binding; oxidoreductase activity, acting on paired donors, with incorporation or reduction of molecular oxygen. The record is from RefSeq and is a predicted model, not a curated record. NCBI's taxonomy places the organism in Eukaryota, Metazoa, Chordata, Actinopteri, Cichliformes, Cichlidae. Gene Ontology annotation, biological process: prostaglandin biosynthetic process.
GGGCUAUGGACUGCAUUGUUCACGGAGCAGCUCGAGUGCCAGACUUUACAGAACCAUGUGGUGGACACUAUUGUCAGUCAUUACUGGAGUGCUUAUACUAGUUCUCCGUUUCUCCACUCGCAGAAGGCGGAGAAAUGAGCCUCCUCUGGACGAAGGUUGGAUUCCAUGGCUGGGACAUGCCAUUGAGUUUGGGAAAGAUGCUGCAAAGUUUUUGGCCCGGAUGAAAGAAAAACAUGGAGAUAUAUUCACAGUGCGUGUUGCCGGUCUCCGUGUGACAGUGCUGUUGGACCCACACUCAUUUGAUAGUGUGCUGAAUGACAGAGAUUCCUUUGAUUUUACCCGGCUCAGAAGCCAGGUCAUACAAAAGGUGUUCAGUCUGCAGCUGACAAACAUCGAGCCUAUCUUGGAGAGGAAAUGGAUGGAACAGCAUUUUCAAGGUUGCAGCCUUCCCAAGCUCAGCAGCUCCAUGAACACUCACCUUCAGACCCUGCUCCUGCAUUGCCACAAUGGGUCCGCCCCUUCAGAGUGGAAACAAGAAGGACUUUUUGACCUCUGCUAUAGUCUUCUUUUUAGGGCUGGAUAUCUUACAUUCUUUGAGAGGACAGACAACGCGGCUGCUGCUUACCAAGAGUUUCGCAAAUUUGACAAUCUUCUCGCCAAACUGGCUCGUGGCUCACUCAGGCGCGAAGAACGCAGAACAGUCAGCCACUCGCAGGAGCGACUGUGGGAACUGCUUUCCCCGCACGGGCUGAGGGGAGGGUCAGAGUCAAGCACCUGGCAACAAAGUUACUGUGACUUCCUACAACAGGAGGGGAUAGAUGCAGAUAUGCAGAAAAAAGCCCUGCUGUUACAGUUGUGGACCACACAGUGUAAUGCUGGACCUGCUGCCUUUUGGCUCCUUGGCUUCCUGCUCACUCACCCAGAGGCCAUGGAGGCUGUUAAGUCAGAGAUCAGAGGCCUUUCCACUCGACGGGAUACUUCCUUUCAGCAGCCCCAGAACAACCCGCUGGAAGCGCACAGCACACCUGUAUUUGAUAGCAUUUUGAGUGAGACCCUACGGCUCACUGCUGCAGUAAUGAUCAGAAGAGAGGUGGUGCAGGACAAGAUCCUGGACAUGGCCAAUGGAAAGAGGUACCACCUCAGACGAGGGGACAGAGUCUGUCUGUUCCCUUUCCUCAGCCCUCAAAUGGACCCACAGAUACACCAAGAGCCACAGACUUUCAAGUACGAUCGCUUCCUAAAUGAUGAUAUGACAGUGAAGGAUGAAUUCUACAAGGAUGGAAAAAAGCUGAAGUAUUGCAGCAUGCCUUGGGGUGCAGGGAAAAACAGCUGCGUUGGGAAAGAGUUUGCUGUUUCAACUAUUAAACAAUUUGUCUUUUUGGCUUUGACCCAUCUUGAUCUGGAGCCGUGUGACCCUGAGGCUAAACUGCCUCCUGUUAAUCCCAGUCGUUAUGGGUUUGGGAUGCUCCAGCCAGACGGAGACCUGCAGGUCCGAUACAGACUGAAGAGAACAUAGCACCUUACUGUACAAACUACUUACUGACAUACUGUAAUGUUAUUUAUUCUUAUAUUUGAUCAGUCCACCUUAAAUCCUAUUUAACUUUUUAAUUUUUGUAAUUUUGUAUGUUAAUAAAAAACUGAAUG